GGAAAGUUCUCUGCCCUUCUUUAAGCGCUUGUCGGCUGCCAGACGGCGACAACGUGGACUUGAAGUAACUUAGCCUUAAGCCCGUAUUUCUGGUGCACACCAAUAACAAAGUGGUGUCGUAGUAAGCUGCAAGGUGUAGCGUGUUCACUGCUCAGAAUAACGUUCUCGGGUAGUUAGGAGGACUUGCAAGGCGCUGCGCCGUUCACACGCCGUUAACGUUAGCUCGCUAGCUUGCGUUGGCUGUGGUUGGAUUUUCAUAAGCGAUUUAGCCGUCGAUUAGCUUCGCUUAGUGAGGCGUUUGCAGGCAAGUGCAGGAAGAGAAGGAAAUCUGCUUCGAAAGAAUGACUGCAGAGGAGCUGGCGAGUGAAGGGCAACACACCAUCCCAAUGGAGGGAGAGGAUAUCACACAAAAGAAAGAUGGGGGUGUUUUAAAGUUGGUGAAAAAGGAAGGUACUGGCACAGAGCUGCCUAUGACUGGUGACAAAGUCUUCGUACAUUAUGUGGGCACACUUCUGGAUGGCACUCAAUUUGACUCGAGCAGAGACCGAGGGGAGAGGUUUUCCUUCGAGCUAGGCAAAGGUCAAGUAAUUAAAGCAUGGGAUAUCGGCGUCGCUACUAUGAAAGUGGGGGAGCUGUGCCAGCUCAUCUGCAAGCCGGAGUAUGCGUAUGGAUCUGCAGGCAGUCCUCCCAAAAUACCUCCCAUGGCCACUCUUGUUUUUGAGGUGGAGCUGUUUGAAUUUCGAGGUGAGGACAUAACCCAGGAUGAAGAUGGAGGAAUCAUUCGGCGCAUUGUCUCUAAAGGCCAAGGAUAUUCCAAGCCGAAUGAAGGGUCUGCUGUUGAAGUUACUCUGGAGGGCACAUACGAGGGUCGUGUGUUUGAUGAGAGAGAACUCAAGUUUGAGAUUGGUGAUGGAGAGGGUUUUGGUUUGCCUCCUGGAGUGGAAAAAGCAAUCAUGGCUAUGGAGCAGGGAGAGGAAGCACUCUUCACUAUCAAGCCUAAAUAUGGCUUUGGGAAUGCAGGAAAUUCAAACUAUAACAUUCCCGGUGGAGCAACGCUGCAAUACAAGAUAAAGCUCACAGCUUUUGAAAAGGCAAAAGAAUCAUGGGAGAUGACCACAAGUGAGAAACUGGAACAGAGCAUCAUUGUUAAAGAGAAAGGAACACAGUACUUUAAGGAUGGAAAAUACAAACAGGCAUCAGUUCAGUACAAAAGGAUCGUGUCAUGGCUGGAACAUGAGUCUGGUUUGUCAGAAGAGGAUGAGAAGAAAGCCAAAGCGCUGCGGCUAGCUGCAUAUCUGAAUCUGGCCAUGUGCUUCCUUAAGCUACAGGAGCCAAACCAGGCUCUUGAAAAUUGUGACAAGGCUCUGGAGAUUGAUGCCUCUAAUGAGAAGGCUUUGUUCCGAAGGGGAGAGGCACUUUUUGGUAUGAAGGAGUUUGAUCGGGCAAGAGAUGACUUCCAACGAGUUCUUCAGCUGUAUCCUGCUAACAAGGCAGCCAAAAGCCAGGUGGUCCUCUGUCAGAAAAGCAUCAAAGAUCAGCAUGAGAAAGACAAACGCAUCUACGCCAACAUGUUCCAGAAAUUUGCUGAGAGGGAUUCAAAGGUAAAGAAAAAGAAGCUAUAAAGACAAAGAGCGAGAGCAAAGAGAACAGCGACGAGGAGAUGGACGUUGAGAAUGGAGUAAAGGAAGAUGCAAGUGAAGCAAAAGCAUAGAAGCUGUGACUGAGAUACGGUUCAUCUGUAAUUGACAGAUUUCUUUUGUAAUUUCAGACAUUUGUGUUUAAGGUGUGACUGUGUGUUUGAGAGAUGGAUUGAAGUGUGUGUUUGUGUGUGUGAGAGAGGAAAUGUCUUUAGGUGCAUCUUUGCAGGCUUGUUUGUGUUCAGGGUUUUGCUGUGGCAGCUAGCUGAGCAGGCCUCCCCAGGUAAUGGCACCAAGAGAUGUGGAUUUAAUAGAUUUGUGCCACAAUCCUUAACCCUUUCAAUCCCCGGCUUUGAAAUGUGCAUUUGUUUUAAGGAAAGGAAAAAGUGUAACCUAAGUGUUCAGUGGAGUUACAAAACCCUCACCCAUCAAGGGCUAUACCAUUCCCCUCCUCAUUGCAUUCUGUCCUUUCUUCACAUUUGUGCUAUCCACCCAGUCCUCCAUUCAUGGGCCUACUGAUCAAUUUUUGGAGCUGUGAUGGAUGUGUGCAUAGGUAUUUGUCUGAAUAUUAAUAGUGCCUGUGUCCCAAAGUACGUAUGUAGCCGUACUGUGGAUAUGUGGAGUAAUAGGAGGUUAGCCUGGACUAGCUGUCAGGCUUUGGAGCUUCUCAGUCAGUUCACACAUGGAGCUCCUUCAUAGCACCCAGGAUACAGGACUGUUCAUGUUUCUUUGGAAAUAUUGACUUUGUACUUAUUUUCUUGAGUGUUGUGCUCGUGUUUUCUGUAUUAUCUGAAUGAUGACUACAAGCAAUUGCUUAACUGGAACAUGUGUGUUGUAAAGCAGCUAUAUUAAAAAGGACAUUUACUAGCUUUCCCUGGACAAACUCUACUAAUAAACAGUUAAGUCAUGGUAUUUACUGUAAAAACUUACAUGUACAGAUGUUUGUUUAUUCCAUUUAAGCUGUUUAGGUCUUUACUAAAGAGGAGCCCUGUUCAAUUAAGCAUCUGUAGAGGGAAGCUGAAAUUAGGAAAGGGCAUAAAUUAAAUCAAACAGGGUUGUGAAUUUUGUGUUCAGUUAUUUGUCUGCUGGACAAGUUGCUGUUCGGUCUGACAGAAGGAUGUAAUAAACCGUAUAGUCACAA
Betta splendens (Siamese fighting fish) is the source of this 2778-nucleotide messenger RNA. RefSeq names its product FKBP prolyl isomerase 4 (gene fkbp4). Lineage: Eukaryota; Metazoa; Chordata; Actinopteri; Anabantiformes; Osphronemidae. Gene Ontology annotation, molecular function: protein binding; peptidyl-prolyl cis-trans isomerase activity. The transcript is spliced from 11 exons. The record is from RefSeq and is a predicted model, not a curated record. Bases 342 to 1622 code for a protein of 426 amino acids.